AAACUUCCGGUUGAUCUUUGAGCUUUUGACUCCACGCAUGCGCAUUUUCUUUUCCCAACCGGAAGCUCAUUCACUUUCCGUUUCCUGACAUCAGACGAACUCUUCAUCACAUCAUAAUGCCGAAAUCAAAGGAAGUGCUGUCCUCCACAUCUGGAAGUGACUCUGACAGUGAAGUAGACACCAAGGCCAAGAGGAAGAAGUCAAGUGCACCAGAGAAACCAGCCAAGAAAUCUAAGAGUGGUGAGAGUUCAAAGCCGGGCAGCUCAUCCAAAGGGAGCGGUAACAGUGACGACAACAUGUUCCAGAUUGGGAAGAUGAGAUAUGUCAGUGUUAGGGACUUCAAAGGUAAAGUCCUUAUUGAUAUCAGAGAAUACUGGAUGAACCAAGAUGGAGAAAUGAAGCCAGGAAAGAAAGGUAUCUCCCUGAAUCCUGAACAAUGGAACCAACUGAAAGACCAGAUUUCAGAGAUUGACGACGCCGUAAAGAGGACAUAAACAUUUAAUGUUAUGUGUUGGACUGUCGAAAAUGUUGGCUAUUGAGUUUUGUAACAAACCUGAAAUUGUUUUUGUAAUAGACUUGUUUACUUUGUAGUUACGUAGUCCCAGUGUCCUCUGCAUAGUCUGUUCUUCUACGUGUGAGAGCUGUUUUUGAGCUGUUGUAGUAAACGAGGGGGUGAAUUAGUAGGUGGUGGAUCAUUACGUUUGGUGGGGAAUGUGGAAAUGUGAUGUUUUUCUAAUGAAUAAAAAUGAGGCACCAGCUUGAUAUUGGUUAGGUUA
Messenger RNA from Sphaeramia orbicularis (orbiculate cardinalfish), 776 nucleotides. It is a transcript of the gene sub1b, whose product is annotated as SUB1 regulator of transcription b. Gene Ontology annotation, molecular function: DNA binding; transcription coactivator activity. The transcript is spliced from 5 exons. Lineage: Eukaryota; Metazoa; Chordata; Actinopteri; Kurtiformes; Apogonidae. The record is from RefSeq and is a predicted model, not a curated record. Gene Ontology annotation, biological process: positive regulation of transcription initiation by RNA polymerase II. The coding region runs from base 117 to 494 and encodes 125 amino acids.